UUAUAUUUUCUCAAUUUACUAAUACAACAUACAUACAUACUCGUACAUUAUAUUUAUAUAAAUACGAAGAUGAAUUUGAAAUACGUGAAUUUUGGUGGUGUGUUCACCACUUUGCUGUUAUUGCAAGCAUUCAUGCCACCGGGAGCUGAAAGUAAGCCGGAACCGGGCAGGAAAGGUUCUAUGGCUUUGGGCGUUUUGGCCGGUUUAACCAUGGGUGGAGCCGCGGCACACUUUGCCACCAAGCAUCAAAUGAAGAAGAAAGAGGAAUUACCUCCAAAUUGCCAGAAGCAGAUUGUAAGACAGCAAGACCCUCAAAAUCCGGGUAGAUACAUUGAAACCGAGAGUGUAGUAUGUACCCCGCUUGAAAACCAGCAGCCGCCGCAACAACAGCAACCACAAUACCAACCGCAGCACCCGGCACCAGCUUAUCAACAAACGGUAAGUUCACAAGCGGAAUUGUCAAAGCCGCAAAAAAUAUUAUAUCCAAAUUUAUAUGUGCCGCAGCAGCAACAACAACUGCAACAGCCGAUUCAAAGACAGCUCGGGUUGCAACAACAAACGCAGGCUCAACAAGCACUACAACAACCAUCGUACUACAUGCCCGCACUGCCAUGUUCUCCACCUGCUCAUCCACAACCAGCCACUGUAAGUAACAGUCAAAGCGCAGAAGAACAAAAUCACCAAGCCGCUGGCCAACAUGAGCCGCCUAAGGCUCCAUCUCCACCAACAGAAUUACAACAGUCUCACAGGCAAUCGCCUUCGAUAUCAUCCUUUAUUCAAAGGAUACGUCAAAGACUGGCCCAUCGAAGAGCACAACAGCAAACUCAAGUCAGUGGUACUCAAGUGCAAUCGGAAAGUCAACCGGCACAGCAACAGCAAAAACCAGCGGUAAAUGUGCCCGAGCAAGUUGCACAAGCUGCUGCGGCACAACCUGAUCAAUAUGUGCAGCCACAGGUAAUGCCGUCUUAUGUUCAACAUCAAAAUCCACAGUACCCAGUAGGUCACCAACAUGCAAUCGGGUUUGUGCCACCUCCACAGCCUGCGCAGCAACCACAAUCCGGUCAAACAGUACAAUCUGCACAACCGCCACAACUUCCUGCACAGCAGCCAGAACAUGUGCAGCCUGUUCAUUCCGUUCAACCAGCGCAGCCUGCUCCAGCAGCCCAACCUGCUCAGCUCGUCCCACAAGCACAACCGGCCGAACAAGUUCAAUCAGCUCCAGCAGCCGCACCUGCGCAGCCAGUACAAUCCAUUCAAUCUGCUCAACCUGCCCAAAUAUCCCAACCAGCCCAACCAUCCCAACCAGCACAGUCAGCACAACCUCUUCAACCAGUUAAUAACCCCCAAACCGCUCAACCUGCUCAACCAGCCCAACCAGCUCAAAUGAUUUAUCCCGCCCUUCCGGUUCAACAACUUCAACCAGCACAAUCCGUCCAACCUAUGCAACCAGUUGCACCGGUUCAACCUGCCCAACCUGCUCAACCAAGUCAGGUGUUUGUUAUGUCGAAGAAAACGCGAUACUUUGGUAAAUCUUCCGCAGAAAGAAUAUUACAAACCAACCUCGUCUUGAUGAUGAUGAUGGCCUUCCUAGUGAUUUGGUGGAAGUAGAUGCAUUUCUUUAUCAACAUUUUUAUUCUCACUUAAUAGUAUGCAGUGAUCAGACUUUAUGAUCGAGUAUUUAAACUUUAAUUUCUCUCUCGAAACUCUUUUAUAAUUAACGGUUUUCUCCAAUGAAUAUAACUAUUUAAUAAAUUUUAUAAA
Messenger RNA from Ceratitis capitata (Mediterranean fruit fly), 1761 nucleotides. Its product is annotated as transcription factor SPT20 homolog. Lineage: Eukaryota; Metazoa; Arthropoda; Insecta; Diptera; Tephritidae. Bases 70 to 1608 code for a protein of 512 amino acids. The transcript has 3 exons. The record is from RefSeq and is a predicted model, not a curated record.